UCCUUACAGAUUUUUUUUUUGCCAUUUGGCACUGUAUUUUGUUAUCAUACAUUCGAUUGAAUUUACAUCAUCCUUUAAUUUUCGACUGAAAAAGUAAUUAAGGGAAAGUAAAAUAUUUUACGGGAGCUAGAUAAUACACUUUCGAAAUAUUUAAACAACAUUGUUACUACAAUGACAUCCAGUAAUGUUAAAAAGGAAAGAUCGGUUGAAUCAAUUUGCCGUUUGUGUUUGGCGGAACGUGAAUAUUCUCAAUCAAUUUUUGGCAAUGACUGCGAUUCCCUACAAAACUGGAUUGAAAGUCUCACAACGUUAAAGGUUGUCGGUCAUCCAAACGCACCAGCAUCGCUGUGUUCGGAGUGCAAAACUAUUUUGAAGAAUUUCGAAUCCUUUCGAGAAAUGUGCAUAACGAAUGACAUAGUAUUCAAGCAAUUGUACCUGAAGGAUGAUCGAGUGAAAUAUUUGGAAAAUAUUUCAGUAAAAAGUGAUAACAAAGUUGAUCAAAAUGAAAGUGCAGAAAACAUUAGUAUAAGAUCUCCCGAAAUGGUUGAUUUCAACCCUACUGAUUUUUUGGCGGACGAAACUGAAAUUACUGUAGAAUACCAGGAUGCAAAGAUAGAAACUGACGCUAAGAUAUCCGGGACUGAAAAACCAGAUGAAGAAUCAGCUAAACAAAAAAAGAUACGUAAAAAAGCACAUAUGGCAGAAAUAAGAAAGAAACUCUGUCCAAUAUGCAACACAAACGUCAACGCAUUGAGAAAGCAUCUGUUAACUCACAAAGAAUACAAACCCUUCCAAUGCGAAUAUUGCUCUAGGACCUUUAAUAUGAUGUGUAACUUGAAAAAGCACAUCCGGAGACAUUUGCAGUUGAAAACCUUUGUUUGCAGCUACUGUGAUAAGGGCUUCACAAAUUCUGCUGAGUUGAGUGUUCACGUACGAAUUCAUACCAAUGAAAAACCCUACAAGUGUAGCGAAUGCGACAAAUCAUUUAGGACGUCUGGCAGCGUAAGCAGGCAUGUACAGACCUUCCACAAAAGAAUAAGACCGCACACGUGCGAAGUUUGCCAGGCAAAAUUUACAUUGGCUGCUCAUUUGCGACGCCACAUGCUGCGUCAUACUCUGGAACGUCCGUACUGCUGUUCCGUUUGCAACAGGAAAUACACACGACUAGAUUUGUUAAAAGCUCAUAGCUGCCGGGCAUAAACAAAUAUUUUUUACAUUUAAGCUCUCAUCGCAAGAGUGAUUUAUAAAAAGAAUGUGAAGCCAUUCUGUUUUCAUCCAUCGAUCUCUUUUUCUUGAUACCGGAUGUUUUAGAAAUAACUGUAGAAUCAAUAAAUUCAAUGUAUUAAUAUGUACAAAGUAUUUGAAAUAAAAACCGAACAUUUCUAAGGAGUU
This is a messenger RNA of Ochlerotatus camptorhynchus, 1392 nucleotides long. RefSeq names its product zinc finger protein 99-like. Bases 172 to 1200 code for a protein of 342 amino acids. Gene Ontology annotation, molecular function: zinc ion binding; DNA-binding transcription factor activity, RNA polymerase II-specific; RNA polymerase II cis-regulatory region sequence-specific DNA binding. The transcript is spliced from 2 exons. Lineage: Eukaryota; Metazoa; Arthropoda; Insecta; Diptera; Culicidae. Gene Ontology annotation, cellular component: nucleus. Gene Ontology annotation, biological process: regulation of transcription by RNA polymerase II. The record is from RefSeq and is a predicted model, not a curated record.